GUCACCCCACCUUCUCCUUCGCGCAGGCGAGCUUGUGCGCAUGCGUGGAAUAUUCGAUCGCUGGUGGUGUUGCUAAGCUAGCGGCUAAGCCGAAGCCAACAUGGAGAGGAAAGUUUUGGCACUUCAGGCGAGGAAGAAGAGGGGUAAAGCAAAGAAGACCACCAAAAAGCAGCCAGUGAAUGCCAGGACACGACAGCAGCCCCAGCAAGAAGCCUCUCCUCAGGAGCCUGAAGAACCUGAAGAGAUUCUCGGCUCGGAUGACGAAGAGCAGGAGGAUCCUAAUGACUACUGCAAAGGUGGCUAUCACCAUGUGAAAGUAGGAGACCUUUAUAACGGAAAAUACCAUGUUAUCCGGAAACUGGGCUGGGGACACUUCUCUACUGUUUGGCUCGCCUGGGACAUCCAGGUGAAGAGGUUUGUUGCAAUGAAAGUGGUGAAGAGUGCAGAGCAUUACACAGAGACGGCAGUGGAUGAGAUCAAACUCCUCAGAUCUGUACGAAACUCCGACCCCAAUGAUCCCAACCGGGAGAUGGUGGUGCAGAUGCUAGACGACUUCAAGAUCUCUGGUGUCAAUGGAACUCAUGUCUGCAUGGUGUUUGAAGUGUUGGGGCAUCACUUACUGAAGUGGAUAAUAAAGUCCAAUUACCAGGGGCUGCCACUGCCAUGUGUGAAGAGCAUCAUAAAGCAGGUACUUCAAGGCCUGGACUACUUGCACACAAAGUGUCAGAUCAUCCACACAGACAUCAAGCCAGAGAACAUCCUGAUGAGUGUUGAUGAGCCGUAUGUCCGAAAGCUUGCAGCAGAGGCCACAGAGUGGCAGAAGGCUGGGGCGCCACCUCCUUCUGGUUCAGCAAUAAGCACAGCACCUAUUCCAAAACAGACAGUAAAAAUGUCUAAGAACAAAAAGAAGAAGUUAAAAAAGAAGCAGAAGCGUCAAGCAGAACUGUUGGAAAAGUGCAUCAUGGACCUAGAGAAAAUGGAAAAGACCACAGACAUUCAAGAGGAGGAAGAUGAUGAAGAUGAGGAUCCGCAGUCUCCCAAGGGACGGGUGUGUGCUCCUCUCAGACAGGUCUCUCUUCAGGAUCUAGGACAUACGGAAACAGGGGAGACCAGUGAUCAUACAGAUUUUUUGAGAGUGGGACCAGAGGGGCUGUCGGAGUUGAACUGUAAUGGUCAUGUAGAGGUGGAGCAGAGACAGUCACAGUGGAGGGACGAGGACCAACACAAUGGCAAUGCAGAUCCUACUGAGAAGUGUGCCAGACAGGAGGAGCAGCACAAGGAGUUGCCGGUGCACCACACCUGCAACGGUGUGGACUGUGCUGACCUCAAUGAGCUGGGCACAGAGACAGAAAGCAGGCGAGCUCAAAGCAAUCCAGUUGCUGAAAUACUCCUUCCUGCUGGCCUGGAGGAGGGAGAGUUGGAGCAAAGCAUUUUGCAGGAGGAGGGAGAAGAUGGGACUGCCUAUCAAUACAGAACAGACGAAAGUCUGGGAAAUGGCAAGCCGUCAGCAGGAGAACUGCUAGUUAACCCCCUUGAGCCACUGAAUGCAGACAACAUCAAGGUCAAGAUUGCAGACUUGGGAAAUGCCUGCUGGGUGCACAAGCACUUUACAGAAGACAUACAGACACGGCAGUACCGCUCCUUAGAGGUGCUCAUCGGUGCUGGAUACAGCACACCAGCCGAUAUGUGGAGCACAGCCUGCAUGGCUUUUGAACUUGCCACAGGGGAUUAUUUGUUUGAACCACAUUCUGGGGAAGAUUAUUCCAGGGAUGAAGACCAUCUUGCACUCAUGAUUGAGUUGCUUGGUAAAAUCCCCCGUCACUAUGCUCUGAGUGGGAAAUACUCACAGGAAUACUUCACCAAGAGAGGUGACUUGAAACACAUCACAAAGCUGAAGCCCUGGGGACUGCUGGAGGUUCUGGUCGACAAGUACGAGUGGCCCCGAGAAGAAGCUGAGAGUUUUACUGACUUCCUGCUCCCUAUGCUGGAGCUCAUCCCCGAGAAGAGAGCCACCGCUGCCGAGUGCUUGCUCCACCGUUGGCUCACACUCUAGUGGAGGCUUCCAGCCCUUGCACCUUCCUUCCAUCCUUUCUCCAGAGACUGCAACAGAUCACUUUCCAGUUUGGGCAUAUCAAAUGAAUAUUUAUUUCCAUUUAUUUCCUUUGGAUUUCUCAUGUUUUUGUUAUUGGGCUAAUGCCCCUGUGUAUGUUUGCUUUGUAUUUGUUGGUUCUUCUGUUGGUGUUGAUGACGUCGGGAAUCAAGUGGAUUAUAUUUGUGGUUGCGUUGGCUCCAACUGCUGUGCUCAGUUCACCCAUCCCGCUAAGCAAACCUGUUAUUGUAAUGCUGGUGACUCAUCCUUGCUUGUUACACUCCUGCACUAAAACCCCAAACAAACCAAGGAUAUGUAGCCUUUAUUGGUCAUUUUGACCCCUUUUAAAAGGACUCACUUUCACUUUUCUUUUCCAAGUUUAUUCCUCAUAGUUUCAUUCGUGCUGUGGCCCUUUUUUUUUUUAAUGAAUUAUGUUAUAUCCUAUUGCAUAUGUAAGGUAAACAUUUUGUAUUUGUAAAGUAGGUUUAGAAAGUUGCACACUGAGCUCACAUUUACACUGACUGCAGUAACGUUAACAGCAUUUCUCCUUACAGACUAAUUUCUUACCGAGACGUCCACUGUCUGAUUUAGUAGGUCAUUAUUUGGCCCUAAAAAGUCAGCUGUCACCUGGUAUUUACUGUGGAUAUUUAGAGUAAAUGAGAUCUUUCAUUAGCAUGGGAGGCUGGUAUUCUCAUACACCUACAAUUCAGGAAUAUAGUGUUUUAAAGGUUUCAACAAAUACAUUUUAAGAAGCCCACUUUAAAAGGAAAAAAAUAAGUGAAAACAAACUGUAUAUAUCUGUACCAAAGAGUUUGCCUUUAUGUAUAUUACAGUUAUGUACAGUUUCUAACAAAUCUUAUAUCUUAGCUAAAAUUAUUUAGCUGGGUAGCUGUGUUUUAAUAAAAUUGUAUGGAAGA
Molecule: messenger RNA, 3006 nt
Organism: Solea solea (common sole)
Lineage: Eukaryota; Metazoa; Chordata; Actinopteri; Pleuronectiformes; Soleidae
Gene: srpk1a
Product: SRSF protein kinase 1a
Exons: 16
Coding region: 101-2053 (650 amino acids)
Biological process (GO): spliceosomal complex assembly; protein phosphorylation; regulation of mRNA processing
Molecular function (GO): ATP binding; protein kinase activity
Source: RefSeq, a predicted model, not a curated record